GUUCAUUGAUUCUGUUUCAACCUCUGAUUCUGAACAGAUUGUAGUUAGCUUGACAGCCCGAAGAGUUGGUACAAAUAUUUGUGGAUUUUCGUCAUUUCAUAGAAUAAUUGAAUACAAAGCUGGAUAAUUAGAAGCACAGUUCAAGAAAUUAGAAUAUGGAGGGACAGUAUGAUGAAGGCAUAUCGGGUUUACAAGAUGAGGUCAGACAGAUAAAAUUGUUAGCUAAAGACAUGCAGCUGACGGACGAAGAAAUACUUCAAUGUGCCCAACAAGCUCUGGGAGUCAAACUUCAAAGUGAUUGGGAAGUUCUCCGACGAAAUCUUGAAAUAUUUAAAGAAGAAUCAAUAAAGUUUCUGGUUCUAUCUAAGGAGGUAUCGACAAAGAUUCUUAAAAAAUCUAGAGACGAAUCGAUCAAGUUUUAUAACGCGGCUAAAAUUGAUUUUGAUAGUUGUAAACACAAGACAUUACUUACAAAAGCUGGCAGGAGCAUCUUGAUUUUUAUGGCUAUUUAUUUAACAGCAUAUGUUUAUCAUAUGAUAUUUGAUUUGGAAGGCCCAUUAGGAAAAACGUUCGCCAUUGUUUUCUCACCUUAUGACCACGCUUGUAUGAGAUAUGUGAGGCUGUUGGCUCUACCUUUUCAUACCAUGUUAAAUAUAGGAGUGUUACACAAUGCACCGUGUCUAGUACACAAUCCAGUAUAUGUGGAAGAGAUCCCAGAGAAUUGUUGGCAUUGUGAUCGAGUCAAUCGUACCAGAAUAGCUGUUCGCAAUAAUGUAACCAUGCCAACUGCAGCACUUUCUAGGCCAACUCUAUUUAAGAAUUAUACACAAGAAAUGACUCUCACAAAUUUAACAGAUAUUAUUAAAAACCAUUAUAGUGAUUUAGACAGCCCAACUAUUGUAGUAAAAUCAACGGUGCCUUGGUUAAAACGACCGGUGGACUUGGUCAGUGUUGAAAACUUGAAAGACAAAAUUAUGGAAACACCCAAUUUUCAUAUGCAGUGGAUCAGUAGACGGAUUAUGACAAGUCAGAUAUUACGAUUUCUGUUUCCACGACCAAAAUUUAUUUCAAAAAUAUCGGAAGUCCUGAUCUACAGACAGAUAAUAAUUGAUGGCCCAAGAGCUAAACCUUAUCUUGUGAGUGAAGAUUCUGAAGGAAGUAUUAUGUACAUGCAGAAUACAGGAAACCGGACAUUAGACUUUGUUCAGAAGAAAGGUUGUGAGCACAAAUGUAAUCGUUUCCAAACAGUUAUAGAAUCUGGUGACGUCAUUAUAUUUCCACCUAUAUGGGAUACCUAUGUUCAAGAAAAUGGUGACACUUUAAGUCUAGCUUCUAUUAGCUAUGUUGACCUGAGAUAAAGUACGGUCACAGACUGUUUAACUUUAGUUUCUAUUAAUCGGCUAUGUCUAGUUUCUAUAACUCAGCUGUGUCUAGUUUCUAUCAAUCACCUAUGCAUAGCUUCUAUCGAUCAACUAUGCCUAGCUUCUACCAAUCAACUAUGUCUAGCUUCUAUCAAUCACCUAUAUCUAGCUUCUAUCAAUCAACUAUGUCUUUCUUCUAUCAAUCAGCUAAUUCCAGCUUCUGUCGAUUUGAGAUAUGAUAAUUAUCAAUUGAAUUACUUAUUACAGAAUUUAAAACAAAAUAAAAUGUAUGUAAGAUAU
Patella vulgata (common limpet) is the source of this 1661-nucleotide messenger RNA. RefSeq lists its product as uncharacterized. Lineage: Eukaryota; Metazoa; Mollusca; Gastropoda; Patellidae. The record is from RefSeq and is a predicted model, not a curated record. Bases 156 to 1358 code for a protein of 400 amino acids. The transcript has 7 exons.